CUAUAUGUGAGGUAUUAUAGGCUGUCAAUACAAGUAAGACGUGGGCAUGAUUCUGCGAGGGCCGAAAUGGGCAGCGCUGUUUGGAAAGGAUGGGCUGCAGCCAAUGCGCGGCUUCGACUGGCACAUUGCAUAUUAAUUUGCCUUUGGAGAGACAGCGAAAGGCACCCGGAUCCCGUUGAGAGGACAGAGGACACGACCAGUCAAGUGCAGAAGACGGUUGCGGAGGGGGACAGGGGCAUUGAACGAUUGACCCGGACACCGGAUAGAGGCCGCUGGGCUGUCGGCAGACGGGAGCGCGUUCCUCGUUCCUCUUGCGCGCGCCGGCAUGGCUCUCACCCGCUUGCGAGUUCAGCACCCAUCAUCUGCACACCAUGAUCUCAUCGCGGCCCCGCCGCCGCCGUUGAAUGGCGAUGGCGCCAGAGGUGCUGUAACGGGCGCCAGGGGGGUGACGAGGCAUGGCACUUUGGACAACAGGGCCUGCGAGUCGCGACACCUGGGCACCUUUGCAACGCUAAACGUUAAAAAAUAUGCGCGGACUGACUCUCUGAACGCUGGGCCUUCUUUUUUGCCUUCUCGAACAACACCAAUCUCGCUUGGCCAGGGGCCCCCGAACCCGAAUGCGGAUCAGGACAGCAUAUUCUGGUUGUCAGUCUGCUUGACCUCCAACCGUCCCAGCGGUGCGCUCGCCCUGGGUGGUGCUGCCCACCCUAAGACCCUAUCAUCCGGGGUUAUAAUGCGGAGGCUAAUCCCUUCAUUAUUAUUUAGCAUCCAGCGCUGGUCAACGUGGAGCAUUGGACUGAACCAACGGACCAUGGCAACCGUGAACGAAACGUCGUGGUGAUUACACCGAGCACACCAAUUUUCCUCAAUUCAGCUUCUGCAGCACCGCUACUUCACUGUGUCACUGCUCCUCCGAUACAGUGGCACCAGGGUUGCCACCUGUUUCUUCACCUAUACCGGUCUCUCGAUUCUUU
Molecule: messenger RNA, 974 nt
Organism: Westerdykella ornata
Lineage: Eukaryota; Fungi; Ascomycota; Dothideomycetes; Pleosporales; Sporormiaceae
Exons: 1
Coding region: 326-841 (171 amino acids)
Source: RefSeq, a predicted model, not a curated record